Molecule: messenger RNA, 1575 nt
Organism: Scleropages formosus (Asian bonytongue)
Lineage: Eukaryota; Metazoa; Chordata; Actinopteri; Osteoglossiformes; Osteoglossidae
Product: mitochondrial inner membrane protease ATP23 homolog
Exons: 6
Coding region: 101-814 (237 amino acids)
Biological process (GO): mitochondrial proton-transporting ATP synthase complex assembly; mitochondrial protein processing
Molecular function (GO): metalloendopeptidase activity
Source: RefSeq, a predicted model, not a curated record
AACAGGAAGUAGUCGGACAGGCGUUAAAGAGGACACAGUGAGCCAUCGGCCGGUAUGCUCUUCAAUAUGUACGGGUUUAUGCUUUAACCUCGUGGUGGAGAUGGAGCAGAGUGGGGAACAGCAGCGGAGCGACGAGGACUACGGCUACGGGCUCUUUCCCAAGCGGAAGGAGGCGAAGUACAAGAAGGGCUCAGUUGGGGAGAGCCUCUUCACCUUCCACAACAAGUGUCAGCUCAUGCUGCACUUCGCCCUAGAGACGAGUCCUUAUGCAAAAUUCCUGCUUGGGGUCAUGAAGCAGUCUGGAUGCACCGCAUACCAAGAUCGCCACUUUUCCUGUGAGGACUGCGACGGCACUGUCAGCGGCGGCUUUGACGCAGCCACAUCUCAGAUUGUCUUGUGCCAGAAUAAUGUUCAUCGGCAGUCUCACAUGAACAGAGUGGUCACGCAUGAACUUAUUCAUGCCUUUGACCACUGCAGAGCACACGUUGAUUGGUUCAACAAUCUGAAGCAUUUGGCGUGCUCCGAGAUUCGAGCUGCCAACCUCAGUGGAGACUGCUCCUUUGGCAACGAACUCUCCAGAUUCAACUUUGGCUUCAAACGGCAUCAUCAAGAGUGUGUGCGGGACCGUGCCCUGCGUUCCGUCUUGGCCGUCCGCAAAGUGACUCCAGAGGAGGCUAAGAAGGUGGUGGAUGAAGUGUUUGACAGCUGCUUCAAUGACCUUGCGCCCUUCAGCCGAAUCCCACACAGCAAGAACGAUGUUAAGUUCGCCUUCAGGGAUUUCCAAAACCGAGACCGCUACUAUGGUAACUUAUAAAUGUCCCACCCAGAUGGGCAGCCACCCGUAUUUCAAAAGGUGCUUGUGUAAAACAUGACAAUGUAUGCAGUACACUGUGUGGGCAGCUGAAACCACCCAUGUAACUUGAGUGGAAAGGGAUCAAGGAUGUGACAAACCUUGCCAUGCAGUUCAUGUAGAAUAUUUUAAUGAUGCAUUUUUUUGAACAUCUUUUCUUGGUUGUAACUUCUCAUCAUGUUUUAAAGAUAGCUACGAAUCAUUUACUAUGAUGGAGUGUUGUGACUUUUCUGUAAUGGAAGACAAAGCUGAAGGCCUGUUUGAAAUCCAUCCAUUGUCAGCAACCACUCAUCCCGAGCAGUGAGUCGGAGCCUUACCUGGCAGCAUAAGACCGAAAGGGGAAGGGACACAUCCAGGAUGGGGUGCCAGUCCCUAUUUGAAAUGAAGAGGUUAACUGAAAGUUAUCUGCCAUUUGCCUUUGAAUUAAAAACUGAAGAUUAAAGUUUUUAUGUAAAAUGACUAACCUCAUUGCAUAAUCAGCGUUUCUAAUUUCCAUUCAAGAAAUGUGCCAAUACUACAAAUACAACAUACUUUCCAAUGACCUGAUAAAGGGUUUGCCAAGAAGGUGAUCUUAGAAAUGGCUAAAGUCAGUUUCUGUAUGUGAAUGUGUCAGAGUGCGCCACUUUUCGGGUAACACAGAACCAAAGGGUAAUAACUGUAAUAGUUCUAGCUCGUUUGUGUUGAUUUGUUAGUUUGUUGUUACUGCAGAAGGAACAACAUGCGUG